Messenger RNA from Paramisgurnus dabryanus, 7833 nucleotides. RefSeq names its product hyperpolarization activated cyclic nucleotide-gated potassium channel 4l (gene hcn4l). Gene Ontology annotation, biological process: sodium ion transmembrane transport; potassium ion transmembrane transport; regulation of membrane depolarization. Gene Ontology annotation, cellular component: axon; dendrite; HCN channel complex. Lineage: Eukaryota; Metazoa; Chordata; Actinopteri; Cypriniformes; Cobitidae. Gene Ontology annotation, molecular function: voltage-gated potassium channel activity. The record is from RefSeq and is a predicted model, not a curated record.
CUGUCUGCGCUUCUAUGGCAACGCAAUAGAUUAUCCAUCCCCGUGCACGUUACCACAACUGGACAUCUUUUGCACAGUGGAUCAAUGACGGGAAACGACCGCGUAAUCGCGUUUUGAGCUCGGUAACGUGUGUUUGAAGAGUACUUUGAAGAGGACGUUGCGAUGAUUUGUCAUUGAAGCGCACGUCUGAUUGUUUCUCAUUCAGACACGUCCGCGCGUCUCCCCGCAUCCAGUGUGCGCGCUUUGAUUCUGCGCUCUCGGUGUCUGGUAUUACAAGAGCGUACGGAUGCAGCGGGAUGCAUUCGUAUUGUACAUUCAUAUUUUUGACGACUAUACGCAAACUAAGUAGCCUAUAAUGUGCGUUUUCCGCAUUCGUCUUAGUUCUCGCAAAUGCUACGGACUGUGAUUUGUAAGGUGGUCGUUUUUAACUCACAAUGGAUAAGGUGCAUUUUUCCAUGCGCAAACGGCUCUACAGCUUGCCACAUCAGUUUGGGAACAGGGGUGCCGUGACACGAGACGGCGAAGACGGCGACAAGGACACCCGCAGGAAGAGUGUCAAAAUGAAGCAUCUUCCGUCACCUUCCUCCAUAGGGAGCACUAAAGGUGUCGGCGAGGCCAAGAGCGGAGACGCGGAGACCGAUGUGGGGAGACCUUUCCGAACCAACGUGAACGGCGACUGCCGGAGGUUUAGGGGCAGUCUGUCAUCCAUCACCAGCCGGCAUGCCCCAGACGCGGAUUUGGCGGAGCAAAGGCACCUCAUCACCGAGGGGGAUGCCAGCCCUGAGGGAGACAGUCCCUUGGAGCAACCCGAAUCUGAGGAGAGCCAGGGCGCGCGGGGUGGUGGUGGCGAGGGGUCACAACAGGCGUCCUCUGAAGAACAGAGUUUUAUAAAGUUGGAGGGUAUCGAUCAGAUCAUGCCGGACGAUGAGAGGUUAUACCAGGCUGGGUUUAUGCACAGGCAGUUUGGAGCGAUACUUCAACCGGGGGUCAACAAGUUCUCGCUUCGAAUGUUCGGGAGCGAAAAGGCUGUGGAGCGCGAACAGGAACGGGUCAAAUCCGCAGGCUUUUGGAUUAUUCAUCCGUACAGUGACUUCAGGUUCUACUGGGACCUGAUCAUGCUCCUCCUGAUGGUCGGUAACUUGAUCAUCAUCCCGGUAGGCAUCACUUUCUUUAAAGACGAGCACACCCCCGCCUGGAUAGUCUUUAACGUGGUCUCCGACACAUUUUUCCUGGUGGACCUUGUAUUGAACUUCCGCACGGGGAUCGUUAAGGAAGACAGCACGGAAAUCAUCCUGGACCCUCAGCAGAUCAAGGUGAAGUACUUGCGUAGCUGGUUUGCGGUGGAUUUCAUCUCUUCAAUCCCUGUGGAUUACAUCUUUCUUAUUGUGGAGACGCGCAUCGACUCGGACUUCUACAAGACGGCGCGAGCGCUGAGGAUUGUGCGUUUUACUAAAAUACUCAGUCUGCUGAGGCUGCUGAGAUUGUCCAGACUGAUUCGAUAUAUCCACCAAUGGGAGGAGAUAUUUCACAUGACCUAUGAUCUUGCCAGUGCCAUGGUGCGCAUUGUGAAUCUGAUUGGAAUGAUGCUGCUGUUGUGCCACUGGGACGGGUGCUUACAGUUUCUCGUGCCCAUGCUGCAGGACUUUCCAACGGACUGCUGGGUGUCCAAAAACAAAAUGGUGAAUGACACGUGGGGUCAGCAGUACUCUUACGCCCUCUUUAAGGCCAUGAGCCACAUGCUGUGCAUCGGCUAUGGCAUGUACCCUCCCGUGGGCAUGACGGAUGUUUGGCUGACCAUCCUCAGCAUGAUUGUGGGCGCAACCUGUUAUGCCAUGUUUGUGGGCCACGCUACUGCCCUCAUUCAAUCAUUGGACUCCUCCAGACGGCAGUACCAGGAGAAGUACAAACAGGUGGAGCAGUACAUGUCCUUCCACAAACUUCCAGCAGACAUGCGACAGAGGAUCCAUGACUAUUAUGAGCAUCGCUAUCAGGGCAAGAUGUUUGAUGAGGAGAGCAUUCUGGGCGAAUUGAAUGAACCGCUCCGAGAGGAAAUCAUCAGUUUCAACUGUCGAAAGCUUGUGGCCACAAUGCCCUUGUUUGCCAAUGCGGAUCCCAACUUUGUGACCUCCAUGCUCACCAAGUUGCGUUUCGAAGUGUUCCAGCCAGGAGAUUACAUUAUCAGAGAAGGGACUGUGGGAAAAAAGAUGUAUUUCAUCCAACACGGCGUACUAACCGUCCUGACAAAGGGCAGCAAUGAGACAAAGAUCUCAGAUGGUUCCUACUUUGGAGAGAUCUGCUUGCUGACCCGAGGUAGAAGAACAGCCAGUGUCAGAGCGGAUACAUACUGUCGUCUUUACUCACUCUCUGUGGACCAUUUCAACGAGGUGUUGGAGGAGUACCCUAUGAUGCGACGUGCUUUUGAGACUGUGGCUCUCGAUCGCCUUGACCGCAUAGGAAAGAGGAACUCUGUGCUCCAGCACAAGGUCCAGCGAGAUCUGAAUUCCGGAGUGCUGAACUAUCAAGAGAACGAGAUCAUCCAGCAGAUCGUGCAGCAUGAUAGGGACAUGGCUCAUUGUGCCCACCUGAUGCAAACACCUCCCCCAGCUCCUCAUCCUGCACCUACACCAUCCCACACUCCUGUCAUCUGGGCGCCUCUUAUCCAAGCUCCUCUACAAGCUGCUGCAGCUACCACUUCGGUCGCCAUUGCCCUGACUCGCCACCCCCAUUUGCCUCAUACGCUGUUCCGUCCCCCUGUCCCACUGCUUGGUUCUUUGAAGGACCAGCCAGGGUAUGUAAAACACUUUUCAAUGGCUCUGUCGGGUGUUGCUGCAUUUGGUGGCUCCUCAUCAGCUAGCUCACAGUUGAGCUCUUGUUUAGAGACCCCAAUUUUGGACACACUCAGGACAGAGAGAUCAUCUACCUCCACCCCUCCACCACCGUCCUCCAGCUCUCUGCCAUCCACAAUCACAACAACCAUUACCACCACCACCUCCAGCAUCAAAGAGUCUUCCAUGAACCCCUAUAGACCCUUUUCCUCCCAGGGGUCCAAAGACUUUAGUGUUGCCCAGCUUCAUUCUCAGCCAACUCAGUUUCCUCAGGCCUCCUUUCCCAGCAUAGCUGCAUCCCUUCCUCGGUUCUUCCAAAAAGGAGCAGUUGGGAGGGAGGCUGUCCAGCUUCAAAUUCCUCCAGUUUCUACCCUUACCCCUUUGAUAGCACACUCAGUGAGUCCCAUACUGACCCAGCUGCAUUCGGCUCAGCCUAAUCCUCAACCAACAAAACCCAGUCAGGACAUACUGACCCAGCUGCAUUCGGCUCAACAUAAUCCUCAACCAACAAAACCCAGUCAGGACUUAAAUAAACUUACUAGGACAGCUUCCCAGUCUCCUGUAAUGGAGUCCCCUGUCUGCUCCAAGAGCAUCUUAGAACAAGUCCCAAUUGUCCAAUACCAGGACACUCAUGGUGGUCUACAGCCAGAUCCUUUCUCCCAGUUUUCCCAAGAACCAUCUGCUCUUGCUUCCUUAGCACAGUACGGGUCAGGAAAUGCAUCACCAUGUAGCACUCCUUCUGCUUGGAGCCCCACAUGCCAGAGUCCUACAGUGGAGAAGAUGAGGAUGUCAAUGCAUAGUCAUCCUGCUAGCAUCUCCGGAUCUCAAAGCUCACUCCUAACCCCUCAGACACUUUUUCCUCCACCAUCCCAACCUAGAGAAAGGGGUGGAUCACUGGUUGAUCUACCUUCCCAGGACUUAAGCAUCCUUUCCAUGUCUCUCCCAACCCCAGGACUACCUGAAAAAUCUAAGCUGGUUGGACAAGGACCACAACCCCCAGACUUAUCCCAGCCUAGAGGAUUAGCUUCAGGUUUCUCACCUCUACCCUCGCCCCCCACCCUUAUCAAACCAUUUAGCUCAAUACCUGGUCAUGUUGUCCUAUCAAGACAAACUUCAAAGUUGUCCAUUGCUCAGACUGGGUCCUCGGGUGGAUCACCAGCCCAUUUGUCUAGUGAUAGGUCCACCCCUGGGACACCAACUUUGCACCCAAAGCUCCCAUCGAACUUGUGAGAAUGGGCUACACCCUCCUAUAACGAGUGACCUAGGUUGUUUUUAAUAGCCGGAAUAAACUAUCAAAAACUACACUGAAGGAGGAGGGUGUAUCUUGGUCUAUCUGGAGUACUUGGUCUACAAUGACUUUCCUAUUUGUUAAGCCAAAAGAAAGAACGGACUAACAAGACUGAGCAAAGAAUAAAAAUGUGACUUAAAAUUGUCUUCCAAGUUCUGUCAUUGAUUUUUGCAAUAUUAUUGUCUAAUGAUAAGACUGUAUAGGGAUAUGCAACUUACAACUUCCCAAAAAACAAGAAAAAACCUAACAAAAAACAAAACAGUUUCUUCAGAGUAAUAAUUCUAAGAAGCGUAUGUUUGUUUGUGAAUUUGUGAGCGUUUGAGUGAUUGCUUAUUAUUGUCAUAUUAUUAUAGUAUGCUCUUUUUAAAGGAGGGAAAUGUGAUGGGUCAAAGCUACAUUCAUCAGUCUAGCAUCAUCUGUCACUGUAAAAGAACACAUCGUACUGGUCUUUUCAGGCAGGUGGCACAGAUACACACAUACACAAACAUACACAGAUUUAUACACAUGCACAAACAAACCCCACCCCUCAGCAUCCCAGUUACCUAGAUCUAAUAUUUUAUUUCCACUAGACCUUGACCCCAUACAUACCUCCUUACUGAUGAAGAGGUACUGCUCAGUAUCUAUGGCCUUUCCUGUUAUAUUGCCUUAGUGUCUGAACACCAGGGAAUAACACCCUCACUUCCACAACAGAACAGAGAACAUUAAGAAUGUUUUCCAAUCAUUUUGUAUGCGCUUUGUAUGUAAAUUUGUGCAGUACUUAAGCAAUAAAACGGUAUGCUUGGUUUUGUACGUGCACAAAAGGUUGAUCUGUAAAUUGCAGAUAUCUUCCUGUCAAACAAAAGAUAAUGGAUGAUUGUGAGAAUGACAACGACACUACUAUGACGUAGUUAUUUAAAAAGCCCACUGCAUUUACCAAAGCUUACUAGUUAAGAACUGUAAUAACAAAGUCACGUUUAAUUCUGCUUUGUGUGUUUUAAAAGGUGCAAUGUGUAAAUUUUAGGAGGUUCUACUGACUGAAAUGCUAUAUAUUAUACACAACUAUUUGUUUAGCUUACCUAAUUAACCGUUAUGUUUUUAUUGCCUUAGAAUGAGCCGUCUUUAUCUGCAUACAUCGCGGGGUCCCCUUACAUGGAAGACGCCAGUUUGCGCGGUUUCUACAGUAGCCAUAAUCAGACAAACUGCUCUACAGAGCAUGUUUUGUCACUAGGUUGUCUCAGACAAUGACAUGUUUGUUCUGUGACGCUACCGUAGCUUCUCUAUGCAUUUCGAAAGAGGGGGUGAGCUGCGGACUGAGGGCGCACUUACACUAUCCAAAUCAAACUGCGCCUGGGUGCAUUUGACUAGUCACUAGUGUCAUCUCUGUGUGAUCACUAGUGUGAUCUACCUUGCCUGGGCACGUUUUGGUUAAUUAUGCCUUGGGCGGCUUGCCGAGGAAGGCUUGAGGGUGGUUCACUUGGGCUUAGGCACGGAACGUCAAUUGCGCAACCACUCACCUUCAUCUGCCUUCGUAAAAACCUUUUAAUGCACGCAGCAGGGUUACGUGAAUGUUUGGGCUGCACACGUGACAGAUCAACUAAGCAAUUGAGAGGGCUGUGUGUCAUCGUGCAAUGCACCAAAAACAAACUUAACAUUACGAAAGGCUCCAGUGUUAAGCGCUUUACUUCCCGUUUUCUUCAAAACAAUCGCAUCCUAAUGACGAAAGCAUCCCCCGGCUCGGAUAGCUCAAAGUACAGUGCGACUGCGUGCUUCUGGGGGAGUUGGGAGGGGGGACAAUGCCGCUGGAGCACAGUUUGGUUGGGUUAAGGGCUCGUUAUAGUUGUGCGUAGGUCCUACGGCGUAACCGCGACUGCGUAGGUUUCACGUCGGUUUUCAUUUAUACUUUUGCGUCGUCGUCCGCGUCCACGUGAAAACGCACGCACAGACCGCUGGUAGGCAGUAUCCACGCGUGUAACCACAGAAUCUUGGCAAGUUAACCCACAAACAAAGAAGAAACAGCAACUUGUUGUGUAUGAUUUGAGAAGACCAGCAAUGAUGGAAGUAAAUAAACAGCGACUUUUGUUGCAGUUUGAGUUAAAUCACUCCUCAACCCUCGCAAAUGGAAAUACCUAUGACGCAGUUUUUUUUACCUGAUGGGAGGGGUUCUGGUGGACCAAUCACAGUGCUUGCGGUCUCCGCAUAGAACUGACAAGUUUCUAAAAAUUUGCGAGGUGCACGUACGGAUAACCUACGGCGUAAAGCUUACACACGACUAUAAAUCGGGCUUUAGCCCUAUUGUGAGUGCGCCUUGAGCCUUUUGUUGCAAUUUGCAACCUCACCACUAGAUACUGCUAAAAUCUACACAGUGCACCUAAUUUACAUUUUACAUCUGUUUAGACACUCUAAAAUGCACAUUUUCUCAAAUGCUGUAUGCCUAUACACAAUUUGCAUGAUGUUGUAUAUGCUUUCUGGUUGUGCAAUAUCUGUUUUGUUUAGUAUGUAUUAUAAUUUAUAUCUGUAAAACUAAAGGGUUUUGACAAAUCAAGGUGCAUUACAGCAAUUAACGAACAAAACACUGAAAUGUAAUCAUUAUUUAAGGUAGCACCUGCUAGGAUAUGCCAUAUGAUAAAAGGAAGAUUAAUAUUUUUCUAAGUGUCCUUCCUUUAAGCAAAGCUUACACAGGUAGACAAUGAAAAUCCCCUUCCUUGUCCCAGGUUAUCAUAAAUAUAGUAUUAUUUAUAUGAUUUUAAAAUACAUGUGUGUGUGUGUGUAUACAUCUAUUUAUUGUGUAUGUGUUUAUUUGCUUUGUUAAUCUAUGUAUUCAUCAUAAUUUAAUCUACCAGAAUAUACUGUCAUUACAUUAUUUCAAUUUUGUUUCAUCCUUGCAAUAUGCAUUUCAUUAUCAUAUCUUUAUUUUCAUUUUCAGACCCCGAUUUCUAAAUUUGUUCCCUGCAUUGAAGCUGGAAAAAUUGCACUCAAAAUGCAAAAGAGAGUGGGAUGUGUAACGAAUCAAUGACAUUUUUGUUGGUAUUACAGACCACAUGAUGCAUUACACUGUAAUAUUUCUUUGUCAGCUCUGUGUGCGUGUGCGCAUGUAAUGGGCAUUUAUGUUGUAGCAUUUAUGAUAUUCUUUAAUAUUGUUUACCAUAGCCAAAGUGAAGUAUCAUAUGAUUGUUAUACAGUAGCAUUUUUAUCGCACUAACAGCCUGGAUUCAUAAAGAUGUGGUUGAGUAUUGUUGACCUGUGAAAUCAUAAAGGAUUAUGUAGCUCACUGUUUUUGCAUCUCAAGAAUUUAACCAAAAAAAUGAACGUAUUAUGGUAAAUGUAUGGCAAGAACUGUGUGCCAUAUUUAUAAUGGACAUAGAUCCGAUCUAUACAAAAAUAAUUGUUCUUCCAUCUCAACCAGCUUACUAUAUACCCCUCAAGAUUAUUCAUGCUGUAUCUUUCCCAAGUGGAACGAGUAUUUCUGUUUCUUUUCAUUUUUUUCCGUUACUGGGUGACCAAGCCUGUCAUGUUUGAUCAUUUUUUCACUGUAUCACGAUUAUAAAAAAUGAUAUAAUUAUGGUAACUAUGUAAUAUGACUAACAUGCUUCAAAAUCAAAAUGUGACAAAAUAUAACGUUCCUCACCAAUACUGAAUAAUCACAUAUGUAAGAACAUUUGCGAGUAUAGCUCAAUGAUAUUUCAUUUACACUAUGUUAACCUAUGAAUAAUUGUAUAAAUUAAAAUUUUAUUGUUUGCGUUU